CGUGUAGCCAAGCGACCAGAGUAGCCGAGCGGCGGUCCUAGGGAGCAGCCAGGAGAAAGCUGAGGAGAAACCGGAAGCACUCGGAAGUCACGUGUUGGCCGGGACGCACGAAGGAUUGGCUUGGCUGGACGUGAAUGAUGCGGCUGUGAUUGCUAAAUUGUCUGGGCAGGGUUUGGACACCCCAAGAAGCUCCCCUGACCUGUGCAGUUCUCUGGAGAGGAAGAGGAGGGGAGGCCUACUUUCUCCAGGAUCCAGGAGUCACAUCCCCUUUGGGAGCACCGAAGUCUGCCCUGGGGAUGGUCAGCAUGGCGUUCUAAAAUCCAUGUGGCUCCUCACAGUGAACCAGGUGUUGAGGAAGAUGCAGAGACGCCACAGCAGCAACACGGAAAACAUCCCGCCUGAAAGAAAUCGCACCCAGGCGCACAGCUCCGAGGCGAGCGUGGAUGGGGGCGGUGUCUUCGAGAGUCUGAAGGCAGAAGCCACCUCCCCGCCUGCGCUCUUCUCCGGCCUCGCCAGUGGCCUGCCCACCAGCCCCUUCCCUGCCAGCUUGGUGCUGGGCUCCGCAGCUGGCGGCGGAGACGUGUUCAUCCAGAUGCCCACGGCACGCGAGGAGGGCAGUGGGCGCAGCGAGGGUGGCACCUUCCACCAUCGUCCGCCCCACCACCACUUCCACCAUGCCACUGGCACCCGCGGGGGCUCCCUGCUGCAGCACGUGGGUGGUGACCACCGCGGGCACCCAGAAGAGGCAGCUGAUGAGCAGCCGGGGACGCCGGCGCCUGCCCUGUCCGAGCUCAAGGCUGUGAUCUGCUGGCUACAGAAAGGCCUGCCCUUCAUCCUGAUCCUCUUGGCCAAAGUGUGCUUCCAGCAUAAGCUUGGCAUUGCUGUGUGCAUCGGGAUGGCCAGCACCUUCGCCUACGCCAACUCCACGCUCCGCGAGCAGGUCUCCCUGAAGGAAAAGAGGUCGGUGCUGGUCAUCUUGUGGAUCUUGGCCUUUCUGGCGGGGAACACCCUGUAUGUGCUCUACACCUUCAGCUCCCAGCAGCUGUAUAACAGCCUUAUCUUCCUGAAGCCCAACCUGGAGACGCUGGACUUAUUUGAUCUGCUGUGGAUCGUGGGGAUUGCGGACUUUGUGCUGAAAUACAUUACCAUCGCCCUCAAGUGCCUGAUUGUGGCCUUGCCCAAGAUCAUCCUGAAAGUCAAGUCUAAGGGCAAGUUCUACCUGAUCAUCGAGGAACUGAGCCAGCUCUUCCGCUCGCUGGUCCCCAUCCAGCUGUGGUACAAGUACAUCAUGGGGGAUGAUGCCUCCAACAGCUACUUCCUGGGAGGAGUCUUGAUCAUUCUCUACAGUCUCUGCAAGUCCUUCGACAUCUGUGGCCGCGUGGGCGGAGUGAGGAAAGCCCUGAAGCUACUCUGCACCUCUCAGAAUUAUGGGGUGCGAGCCACAGGGCAGCAGUGCACAGAAGCCGGGGACAUCUGUGCCAUCUGCCAGGCUGAGUUCCGAGACCCUCUGAUACUCCUGUGCCAGCACGUGUUCUGUGAGGAGUGCCUCUGCCUGUGGCUGGAUCGUGAGCGCACCUGCCCACUCUGCCGCUCGGUCGCCGUGGACACCCUGCGCUGCUGGAAGGAUGGGGCCACCUCCGCACACUUCCAGGUGUAUUAGCGCCACCCGGGGAGGUGCAGGAGGGUCAGCGUCCCUAGGUCCAGCCCUGAAGACUUCCUGGAAGCAGCGUCAACCACUUAGCAUCUGUCUCCUGCCUUCCAGCAAUGCCAGCCCCAACCCAGGCCCCAUCCUCCCCUCCUUCACCCUCCUCCCCUGUGCCAUGAAACCGUGUACACUGCCGCCUCCUGACAGGAGAUUCUCCAGUCUCCUCCCAGGUAGGCCAUCCAUUCUCCCUUCAUGCCAAGGACUUGGCGCUGUGAGAAGGCCCCAUCGACUGAUUACUUUAUCUUAGUACAUGGUACCUAGUACUUGAUGGUACAAACUAGGGCAAAACCUAGAAGUUACUGCCUUCCCCCUGUGGGCCCAGUCCUGCAGACUCAAGUCAGUGUGAGUUAUGUCGGCAGAUGACCUCUGCCAAGUACCUGAACCAACCUAAGGGAGUGAACACUCUGUAUGCCAAUUCCAGCAGGCUGCCUCCUGUGUGAGUCACCUCCUGUCAGUGCAGUGAUGGGGGAUUCUGUUGGUUGUCCCCAUUUGACAAAUAGGGAAACUGAGGCUCAGGGCUCAGUG
Messenger RNA from Ochotona princeps (American pika), 2230 nucleotides. It is a transcript of the gene RNFT2, whose product is annotated as ring finger protein, transmembrane 2. The record is from RefSeq and is a predicted model, not a curated record. Gene Ontology annotation, molecular function: ubiquitin protein ligase activity. The coding region runs from base 323 to 1660 and encodes 445 amino acids. Gene Ontology annotation, biological process: positive regulation of ERAD pathway. The transcript has 11 exons. NCBI's taxonomy places the organism in Eukaryota, Metazoa, Chordata, Mammalia, Lagomorpha, Ochotonidae.